UGCAGAUGGACGUCCAAGCAGCAUUUGACAAACUGCUGGAAACGCACCCGGUGACUCUGGAUGGGGACGUGCCAGACAAGACUGAGCGCCAAAAGGUGUCACCUGACUAUCAGCGGCAGCUGUACGAGCGUUGGCUGAAGGCUCAGAUGAAACUGCGCGUGCGGCAUGUUCUCGCCUACUUCUGCCGACGUCUCCCUACAGAAAAACAGGUCGGCAUCUGGAUUGUAAAGCAGGGAUGGACAAGUAACUUCCCCAACGCUGCCAAUAUCAUUAAAGAGUGGAAGCCCUCAGGAUCUGUGGACAUGGUUAUGGACUCCAAACACAUCCAGACAUUUACCAGUUCUCAGAAGUGGAGAGGACUUCUAGUCGCAGAUGUUGAAGGGAAGGGAAAGGGUGUCAUUGCCACCCGCAGAUUUCAGUCUGGUGAGGUGGUCUGUGACUACCAUGGGAGGGUCAUCACAGCCAAAGAGGGCCAUCACAUACAGAAGAACAUCAGUGAGGAGGAGACUGUAUAUAUGUUCUUUUACAGAAAUCAAAAAGGGCAGCCCAUGUGCAUCGAUGCACAUUCAGCACUUUGUGAGUGCCACCCCAAAAAGCAGACUGUUGGCAAGUUUAUCAACUACUCAAAAGCAGCAGCCAACCUAAGGCCCAAGUCUUAUAAUGUGACCAUCGAUGGGGAGGAAAACGAAGGGAUUAUUUUCCUUGCAACCAGGAACAUUGAGGUGAAUGAGGAACUCUUAUUUAAUUACGAAAAGUCUUUUUGUGGAGAUGCAGGCCUCGCUUGGCUGUCUUAGACUUUCUGCAACCAUCAGCCUGCCCGGCAUUCUCAAGGGCCAGCGAGAGCUCACCAGACACUGUGACCCCAAUGACCCCAAAGCUCAUCUGUAUUCAAGUCCACAAGGACAUCUUUAGACUUUUCUCUUUUUAUUUGUACAGU
Messenger RNA from Thunnus maccoyii (southern bluefin tuna), 937 nucleotides. Its product is annotated as N-lysine methyltransferase KMT5A-like. Bases 6 to 794 code for a protein of 262 amino acids. The record is from RefSeq and is a predicted model, not a curated record. Lineage: Eukaryota; Metazoa; Chordata; Actinopteri; Scombriformes; Scombridae. The transcript is spliced from 2 exons. Gene Ontology annotation, molecular function: protein binding.